Messenger RNA from Polistes dominula (European paper wasp), 1716 nucleotides. RefSeq names its product FK506-binding protein 59kD (gene Fkbp59). NCBI's taxonomy places the organism in Eukaryota, Metazoa, Arthropoda, Insecta, Hymenoptera, Vespidae. Gene Ontology annotation, molecular function: peptidyl-prolyl cis-trans isomerase activity; protein binding. The record is from RefSeq and is a predicted model, not a curated record.
ACGUUUUCUAGUAAGUUCUAUGAAAUUCCCUUGCCCGGCGUUUGCGACAGAACGACGAGAUUUAUAAAAUAUAAUUUUCUUGAAAAUUAUUCCUCUUCGAUAUUAACUCAACGUCAAAUAAUUAAAUCUCUUUGAAAGAAUUUGACAGUUAAAAUACAACCAUGGUUGCAGAAGAUAUUUCACCUGCCAAAAAUGGUGGUAUUCUUAAAGAAAUAAUAAAAGAAGGUGUUGGCGAUGAGCUUCCAGUAGUAGGAGGCUCAGUAACAGUGCAUUAUACAGGAACUUUAUUAGAUGGAACUAAAUUUGACUCUAGCAGAGACCGUAAUCAACCGUUCAAAUUUAAUUUGGGUAUGUCCGAUGUUAUUGCAGCUUGGGAUAUAGGUGUAGCUACGAUGAAAAGAGGUGAAGUUGCAAUGUUAACAUGUGCUCCUGAGUACGCGUAUGGAAAGACUGGUAGUCCUCCAAAAAUUCCUCCCAAUGCAACACUAAAUUUUGAGAUUGAAGUGAUCGAUUGGACAGAAGAAGAUUUAAGUCCUGAGAAAGAUGGAAGCAUUACAAGAGUACAAAUUACUCCAGGAAAAGAUCAUUCUAAUCCUCGUGAUGGUUCUUUAGUAAACAUACACUUGACUGGAAAGUAUAACGAUGAAGUCUUUGAUGACAGAGAUGUACAAUUUUGUCUUGGAGAAGGAGAAAAAGAUGAUAUUGUAGAGGGUGUAGAAAAAGCACUUGAAAGUUUCAAAAGUGGAGAAAAAUCUAAACUUAAAAUAAAAAGUAAAUACGCAUUUAAAUCGGAAGGUAAUACCAAAUUUAACAUUCCACCAAAUGCAAAUGUGGAAUAUAUCGUAGAAUUGAAAAGCUUUGAAAAGGCCGUAAGAAGUUGGAAUUUAAAUGGAUCACAAAAAAUAGAGCAGGCGAAAAUUUCGAAAGACAAAGGAACUAAUUACUUCAAAGAAGAAAGAUAUAAGUUAGCUAUCAAGAUGUACAAAAAGGCCUUGGAUUUCUUAUCCUACGACAAAGAAUUUGAAAAUGAGCUUAAAUCGGAAAGUCAAAGUUUACUUUUAUCAACGCAUUUGAAUCUCUCAUUGUGUUAUUUAAAAACUGAUCAAAACAUAGAAUGCAAAGAUGCGUGUACAGCAGCUUUGAAGAUUGAUCCACUAAAUGAAAAAGCAUAUUUCAGAAGAGGACAAGCAUAUCUUGCGUUAACAAUGCCUGAUGUAGCUAUUCAAGAUUUUGAACAUGUAUUAGAAAUAGAACCAAAAAAUGUAGCUGCUGUCAAACAUAUACAUAUUUGUAAAAAUGUGAUUAAAAAAGAAAAAGAGAAAGAAAAGAAACUUUAUGCAAAUAUGUUCGAAAAAUUUGCGCAACAAGACAGACAGAAAGAAGAGGAGAAGCUGCGACAACAACCAGAUGUUAUGCGAGGAGUUCUUGGUGAAUGGGGACAAGAAGAAAGACCUGGUGGAAGAGAUGCAACAGCUUUUGAAAAAGAAAAUCCUAAUAUUUUAAUGCUUAAUGCUAAUGGCACCGAUGAAUUUCAAAAUAUGUAGAUAGUUUUUAUCUUUCAAUACAUUAUUAUCAUUCUGCUGCCAAAUUCUAUUAUUCGAUAUUAAAUGGUGCCUUUAAAUAGCACUGAGUUGAUAGAAAAAAAAAAAAUCAUGAAAACUUUGUACAAUUCUCUAAUCAAUUUGAUAUGUAUAAAUAUAUAUCCAGUCAAUUGUA